AUGAACAGAUUCUCAAUCUAAUCCAAUGAUAUGGAUAAAGUACAUUCUUUCUUUGGAAACAAUCUUUGGUUAGGCAGUUUGAAAGCAGCAAAGAAUUCUUAACUUUUGAUACAAAAUAAUAUCAAGACUGUGAUCACAGUAGCUAAUAAUAUUAGUCUCAAAUUAGAAAAUUUUAAGCAUUAUGUAAAUAUAAAUAAUAUAAUAGAUUUUUACUAUUGAAGAUAGUGCUUCUUUUCGUAUAAUAGAUUAUUUUAUGUAAAUUAAUGAAGUUAUAGAGGAGGAAUUAAAAAAUGGUUCAGUUUUGGUACAUUGUGUGGCAGGUGUUUCUAGAUCUAGUGCAUGUGUUAUUGCUUAUUUGAUGUAAUCUUAGGGAUGGUCAUAUGAAAAAACAUAUUAUUAUGUCAAAGAAAAAAGAUUAACAAUAAAUCCAAAUCCAGGAUUCAAGAAAUAACUUAUUUAAUAUAGAAAUUAAUUAAACUGGUUUAAAAAGUCUAAGAACUCAUUAGAAUCAAUUCAAUCUAACAAAAUAUUACUUACUCCUAGAAAUAUGUAGAAUAAUAUAAUUAUUAUUUAAAUUAGAUAAAAAUCACGUGAAGAUUUGAUAAUGUAAUUGAUUUAAAAUAAUAUUAAAUCACCAAAUAGAAGGAUUGAAUCAUUAAAUUAAUCUUCUACAACAGAAGAUAAAGAAAUAUAUAGAUUUUAAUUGGCCUAAAAAUUAUUUUAUAAUAGUUUAAAGGAUAACAAUAAAAAAAUAGAUUAAAAGAAUUAUUAGCAAAAUAAUAUUAAUUCUUCUAAUAUAAAUUUAAGUUUGUAUAAUACAAUUCAUUACUUUGUUAAAUCUGAUAGAGUUUUUUGA
Messenger RNA from Paramecium primaurelia, 856 nucleotides. The record is from the annotation of a GenBank genome assembly. NCBI's taxonomy places the organism in Eukaryota, Ciliophora, Oligohymenophorea, Peniculida, Parameciidae.